AGCGUCAACUCAAAGCUAGCAUACGCAUAUCCCUUCUUCUCCUCUCCACUAUAUAUAUACCUAACCCAAACUCUAAUCAAUCAAUCGACAUUGUUUACAAUACGCAAAUCAAAAUACAUACCGAUAUACCAUGGCUCUACCAAAUCAACAAACGGUUGAUUAUCCAAGCUUUAAGCUGGUGAUUGUUGGUGAUGGAGGAACAGGGAAGACUACUUUUGUGAAGAGGCAUCUAACUGGUGAAUUUGAGAAGAAGUAUGAACCUACUAUCGGAGUGGAAGUUCACCCAUUGGAUUUCUUCACAAACUGUGGAAAGAUUCGUUUCUAUUGCUGGGAUACUGCAGGACAGGAGAAGUUUGGUGGGCUUCGUGAUGGAUACUACAUCCAUGGACAAUGUGCUAUUAUAAUGUUUGAUGUCACAGCUAGACUCACUUACAAAAAUGUCCCUACAUGGCAUCGCGACCUUUGCAGGGUGUGUGAGAAUAUUCCGAUUGUUCUAUGUGGAAAUAAGGUGGAUGUGAAGAACAGACAAGUUAAAGCAAAGCAAGUUACAUUUCAUAGGAAGAAGAAUUUGCAGUAUUAUGAAAUCUCUGCUAAAAGCAAUUACAACUUUGAGAAGCCAUUCUUGUACCUUGCUAGAAAACUUGCUGGAGAUGCAAACCUUCAUUUUGUGGAGUCACCUGCUCUUGCUCCUCCAGAGGUCCAAAUUGAUUUGUUAGCCCAACAACAGCAUGAAGCGGAGCUUGCUCAGGCUGCGAACCAACCACUGCCUGAUGAUGAUGAUGAUGCAUUUGAUUAAGUGGUUGUUUAUGGGGAUUUAAAAAAUAGAAUAGUUUUUGUUUUUCUUUUAAAUGCAAGUUUUUGUACUCGAAUUUAAAAAUUCGUAAUGUUUCAUAUUUGCGUAAACGUUUUAUGUGUUUUUGAAUGGGGAUUUUUUUUUGUUAUUUUGGUUGGAGAGAAAGAAGGAAACAUCAAAAUCAAGAAACGAGGUAAUUUGAUUUGAGAAAACAACGUGAAAACAUGAAGUUAAGGGAGGCAUGUGGAGGCAUGUUUUGAGGAGAAGGUUUGUUGGUUGUUGAUGAAAAAACGUCUUAAAUUUCCAGAUCCCCACUUCCUCAGACAUGUUUUGUGAGCUACUCCGGUUUUCAUGCACCAUAAUGGGUCCAGUCAUUUAGCACCCCCCACCUCAAGGACAGACAGGUGUAUAUGUUCUAUGGGAUGGUCAUCCAUCACACUCUUGGAUCAAUUUUUAUAUUAUAUACAUUUUCUUCAAACUAAAAGUACAUUUUUAUUUUUUUAUUAUAAGAAAAAAUAAAGUUCUUAGAUGACUGUCCACAUUAAGUCCAAUCGAUAAUGGAAUCCGGUCUAUUUCUCAACAAGACCAUUUACAUAUUGAGAUGAGGUUUUAAUAAUACCUUUAAAAGUGAUGAUCAUUUCUCAGUUUUCUG
Lactuca saligna is the source of this 1445-nucleotide messenger RNA. The record is from the annotation of a GenBank genome assembly. Lineage: Eukaryota; Viridiplantae; Streptophyta; Magnoliopsida; Asterales; Asteraceae.